Molecule: messenger RNA, 1521 nt
Organism: Orbilia oligospora ATCC 24927
Lineage: Eukaryota; Fungi; Ascomycota; Orbiliomycetes; Orbiliales; Orbiliaceae
Exons: 6
Coding region: 1-1521 (506 amino acids)
Biological process (GO): amino acid transmembrane transport
Cellular component (GO): fungal-type vacuole membrane
Molecular function (GO): L-tyrosine transmembrane transporter activity; L-arginine transmembrane transporter activity; L-glutamate transmembrane transporter activity
Source: RefSeq, a predicted model, not a curated record
AUGAUGGCACAGUUAUCCGCCGACUAUGCUGCCAUCCCGAGUAACAGUAGCGAUGUGGGAUCUAGGCCCGUCAGUCGGGCGUCGAAUGUGAGCAGUACGCUGGGGAGCCGGAGUAACAGUCGGAGACCGAUGAGACGGCGGAAAUCGACGAGUAAUCCGCAUCAGGGCGAAGCUUCGUUUGCGAGUUCGGUAAUAAACCUGUUGAAUACCAUUGUCGGCGCCGGUGUCUUGGCUAUGCCCCUUGCGAUGUCGAACAUGGGAAUGCUGCUUGGUAUAUUCACCAUCGUUUUCUCCGGUCUUGCCGCCGGUUUCGGUCUCUACCUUCAAACCCGAUGUGCUCGAUACGUAGACCGAGGGACGGCGAGCUUCUUCACAUUAAGUCAGCUUACAUACCCUGGCGCAGCGGUGGUAUUUGAUGCUGCGAUUGCGAUCAAGUGCUUUGGUGUGGCGAUCAGUUAUUUGAUUAUCAUUGGAGACUUGAUGCCGCAGGUUGCGCUAGGGCUUUGGGAAGGCGCUGAUGAGGUUUCUUAUCUUAUCGAUCGUCACUUUUGGAUUACAGGGUUUAUGCUUUUCAUGAUUCCGAUAUCCUUCCUUCGCCGAUUGGACUCGCUCAAGUAUACGUCUUUUAUUGCUUUGGUAUCGAUUGGAUAUCUCGUUAUCAUCGUCCUAGCACAUUUCCUCAAAGGCGAUACGUUUGACCAGCGUGGAGAAGUCAGAUAUGUCCACUGGGCAGGCUCCGUGGCAUUCUUUUCGAGUUUCCCGAUCAUGGUAUUUGCAUAUACAUGCCAUCAGAAUAUGUUUUCGAUCUUGAACGAAAUUCAAAACAAUUCGAAGAAGCAAACUACUGGAGUCGUAUUCGCUUCCAUUGGAGUUGCAGCUAGCAUUUACGUUCUCGUCGCCAUCACCGGAUAUAUCUCAUUUGGUGAUGCUGUUGGCGGGAACAUCAUUGCUAUGUACAAAGAAUCAAUCGCCUCAACAAUUGGCCGCGCCGCCAUCGUGAUUUUGGUCAUGUUUUCUUACCCACUCCAAAUCCACCCAUGCCGCGCAUCAAUCAACAACAUUCUCAAAUGGCGACCUUCGCGAGGCUCCCUCCCCGUAUCAGCAAGAACCGUAAGCCUGGCGCACGACCCGAUGUCCGACCUUCGAUUCGCAAUAAUCACAACAGUUCUGAUCGUUAGCACCUACGCUACCGCCAUGACAGUAAACAGCUUAGAACGUGUACUAGCAUACGUCGGUUCGACUGGCUCGACAUCGAUUUCAUUUAUCCUUCCCGGACUAUUUUAUUGGAGGAUUGCAAGACCGGGACCGGGCGCGAAUAAGAUCAAUCAUGUGGGAGAUGGGAGUGAUGAUGAGAGCGAUGAGGAUGACGAAGACGGCAUGUUAUUACCGCCUGGAGUUGAGAGGGAGAGUGUGAAGGUUCGACGAUGGUUGAGGAGGGGUGCGGCGACGCUGAUGGGGUAUGGAUUUGUCGUUAUGGCGAUUUGUUUGACGAUGAAUAUUUUCUUCAGUGCGGCGGGGUAA